This is a messenger RNA of Nicotiana attenuata, 1259 nucleotides long. Its product is annotated as multicystatin-like. The record is from RefSeq and is a predicted model, not a curated record. The transcript has 5 exons. The coding region runs from base 54 to 665 and encodes 203 amino acids. NCBI's taxonomy places the organism in Eukaryota, Viridiplantae, Streptophyta, Magnoliopsida, Solanales, Solanaceae. Gene Ontology annotation, molecular function: cysteine-type endopeptidase inhibitor activity.
UGGCCAAAAAGCGAGACAUAUUGAACCCUUAGCUAGUUGAAUUGAACUAAAAGAUGGCGGAGAAUCCUCCUAGAAAAUUGGGUGAGGAUGGAGGAGCAGAAGAUUACUACGAUUCUGAUGAUGAUCUUAUUAUGUAUGCGGACGGUCGCAGAAUGAGUAUCCAACUUCAGAAAGAGUAUCACAGGCAGGUCAGGGAGAGCGAGGGUUUUGAUAUCACUCUGGAUUUGACUUUGGAUGCUGCUAUUGGUGCUCCAGUUAUUCCCCAACGGGGUAAGGAGAACAAACCCAAAUUUGUUGACCUCUCCCAGUUAGCUAUUGAAGAUUUCAAUUCACAGAAUAGUUGUGUAGAAGAAGAAGCCCCCUUUGAGAGGUUCUCUUUCUUGGUUUUUAUAGCUUCAAGCUUUUUCAGCUGGUCACGAAUGGGCCCCUCUUUUGGUCGUGGAGACGUCCCUUUAUUUACCUUAAGGACAGCCGUCGCUACAAAAUACGAAUUUGUGAAAAAUGUGACUGUGAACACAUCAUAUGCUGCUGGGAUGUGGUGUUAUAUCACCUUUCAAGCCAGGGAUGCUGAUGAUACCAUAAAGACCUUUCAAGCAUUGGCGUGGUGGGGAAUUGACGGAGAUAGAGAUGUGAAAUUUUGCAGGUUUAAGAAAUCAUCCAAGUGAUGAAGCUGGCUUGGAAGGAAGAUAGAAAUGGCAUCAAGAGGAUUCCGAAUGCGAUUUCCUGUUGCAUUAAUUGUAAAUUGUGGAGAGAUAAGGAAAUCAUGAGGAAUUUGAAGGAGUUUUCAGUUCUCAAAUUUAAAUUUUUAGCGUGUAGCUUUUUGGUGGGGUUGGGACUCUAUAUGAUUAGAUGAUAUUAUGAAUUUGGUGGACUACCUUCAUUUUUAGCCAUCAUGUUUGUAUUUUGCACUAGUGCUGCGACGUUUUUGCUUUAUAUAGUAUGACUUUGACUUUUAGUCCUCUUUGACCUUUGCGGGGCUAAUUAGGCUCCUUGGGUAAAAAAAUAUUUGGUAGGACAGAAGUUUUCUUUCACAUUAAAUUAUGUUAUACCUAAAAAAUUCAACUCCCUUCUAAUUGCAACUUGUCUUUCGCGAAAGCAAGGUCUGCAUUUCUGGUUCAAGGUUUUUGCUCUUUGUAGAUUGGAACCGCCAAAUUGUUUUGUAUAUAGACAAGUGAUGAUGAGAAAAUUGAUGCUUUAAAUUUGUUUUGGGUCAACCCUGCUUUGCCUUUAUUUGUUAUAUAUACUUAUUAUUUUAUUUU